AUGCCCUUCUUCAAGCAGCUUCGGCGCCGUUCCAAGGCCAGCAUCCACAAGCCCGACUCCAAGAACGCGCAUAAUGUGGAAAUGGUCUUGGGGAAAUCAUCCUCGACGAUCGACACCUCCUACAGCUCCGUCACUCCGCCCUCAUCCAUCAAACCAACCGCUUCCUCUCCCAACUUGCCCUCAUUGACCGAAUCCAAUUCCAAUGGCGCCAGUACAGCCAGUACCCCCGUUCCACCCCAACGAUCAGGACCUUUUCCAACCCAUUCACAGCGUAACAGUGUCAUUGGCAGCAGUUCCUCCUCCAUUAAUGGGGCAUAUCGCUCCCACACCCCCAGUUCACCAUAUGCCCCGAAAAUCGUGUCCAUUGCCGACAGUGCAUGGGUACAUCAAAAAGUGCUCCUUGUAUAUGGUCAGAUCGGAGACCCACGACAUCACCCGCUGGACGGAAAUGUCACGGUUUACCACCACCAAGAUAACUUCCCGUCACUUGCUUGGCCAGUCACGGCAUCACAUUUCAAAGCCCUUGUUCAUUUAGUUCCCGGUCCCAAUCGCCUACGCUUCGACUUUGUCUCACCCAAGUUGUCAUCUGGGAGUGCACAUCCGGCCAUUCACUCAGCAUGGAUUUGCGUCAACUAUCUCCCGUUGGUCAAUUCGCCACCACUGCAACUCGUAAUUUUGCUCGGGAAGGACUCGGACGGCACGUACGAUGCGGUGCCCGAGAGAGCAGCACGAGAAGGCAAUGGGCUGGACAUGGCAAUUCGAAAAUACCGGAUGGCAUCAUAUCUGUGGCAGGCAUUUACGGGGGAGCAGAUGUUCCGCAACAACUUCGGCCGCCGUUGCUUCCGGUUCGAGGAGGAGUGGCAGUCGGGCAGCCUCAGUCGGCGCGAUGCCGCCUCAGGUCAAAUGCGCAAUGAGGCAAAGAUUCACAUCGUUCGCUCGGAGAAGACAGUGGCCGAACUGCGGGAAUUGAAAAUCGCCCAACAAUCCAGCAGUGCCACCAACAAGGAUGGCUUGUUCACGAUCGCCAAGGAAGCAGUCCAGCAGCAUUUUCGGCCGCAACCUGGCCAGAAACAGUAUGUCUCGGUUCUCCUCUUGGAUUCCCAUUGGGACACAGAGGCACAGACUAUCACCGGUCAUGCGGCACUGGGCUCGGCUGGCGAUGAUAUCAAGAUGGCGAUCUUCGGGUCCCACAGUCUUCAAAGCUAUCCGUCAUGUCUGGAAGAAGUGGUGGACGCACUUUCCGACUGCACACGGACGGAUACGAAUCAUGUCGCCAAUGACUCUGGCGAAGCGGGCUCUAACUGGGAGUCGGCAAAUCUCGGCAUCGGUGCUCACCUCCAUGAAGUCGGCCAUCUCUUCGGAUGCCCUCACCAAGAAUCAGGAAUCAUGCUGCGUGAUUAUGUGCGUUUCAACCGUUCAUUCCUUACCAGAGAGCCCUUCUGCACCCGCACCAAAGCCCAGGGGCUGAAAGUGUGUUUACCCAACGAUGAGUGUGGCUGGCACCGACUCGAUGCGCUGCGCUUCCGAUUCCAUCCCUGCUUCCGGCUGCCCAGUGACGCCUCGGCAAGUUCCGACGACAGCGUCCAGGUGUGGCCCGUGGAGCAUGGUAAGGUUCUGUUCACCGCAUCGUCGGGGAUUGCGUUCAUGGAGCUCUAUGCGGAGGGUGAAAACUUCUGUCACAAUUUUGUCGAAUACUUGAACACCGAGUCGAGCAUCAAUGGGCUCCCGAAGCAAAUCACGGUGACGGAGAGCGAGCUCCGCCAGCGGGUGUUUGGCAGCGAAAAGGAGAAGAAAAAGAAGAUCCGCUUGGUGAUUGUGUCGGGUGCAUUGGGUAGCUAUACAGUCGAAGACACGGGUCACUUGAAGUCCAAGUACUCGUUGGUCAAGCUACCCAAAGGCCAGUCCGGCUACAAAAGCGGGAAAUUGGGGCAGUCGACGAUGGAAGGCAGUGAGCCCGAGCAACUGCUGCUGGAGUGCGCCUUCAUCAAGACCAAACUGUUGACCUCGAUCAAGAUCUAUCAUGGUUACGCCUUGGAUGGGAUUGAAUUCUGCUACGAGGACGCGACCAGCCAACUUUUUGGCAAGCGCGGCGGCAAAGUGGACGAUUUUGUGCUUGAUACUCGACGAGGCGAGAUCUUGCUUGGUUUCUAUGUACGAGCGGGCCUCUGGAUCGAUGGGAUUGAAAUUCUCACGAGUCUUGGGAGGAAAUCGGGAUUCUAUGGAAAUGCUGUGGGAGGCUCUGGGUAUGACCCCAUCUGGUGCGACUUGGAGCAGGUUCCAAACUGA
Molecule: messenger RNA, 2286 nt
Organism: Penicillium alfredii
Lineage: Eukaryota; Fungi; Ascomycota; Eurotiomycetes; Eurotiales; Aspergillaceae
Product: zinc metalloproteinase family protein
Exons: 4
Coding region: 1-2286 (761 amino acids)
Cellular component (GO): cytoplasm
Source: RefSeq, a predicted model, not a curated record